Messenger RNA from Meloidogyne enterolobii, 479 nucleotides. The record is from the annotation of a GenBank genome assembly. Lineage: Eukaryota; Metazoa; Nematoda; Chromadorea; Rhabditida; Meloidogynidae.
AUGGCUGGUGUUGCUUUACGUCGAUUAAUGACAGAAUAUAGACAAUUAGUUCAAAACCCAACAGAAGGAAUUGUAGCCGGACCAAAGGACGAGGAAAACUUUUUUGAAUGGCAUUGCCUAAUUGCUGGGCCAGUAGGGACUUGUUUUGAACAUGGACUGUUUCCGGCAAAGCUGACAUUUUCUGAGGACUACCCUUUAAGCCCGCCAAAGAUGCAAUUUUUGUGUGAUAUCUUCCAUCCAAAUAUUUAUCCAGAUGGGAGAGUUUGUAUCAGGUCUGUUUUGUAGAUUAUUUAGUUAAUUUUCCGUCUUUAAUUUUUUUUCGUCUCCGGAACGGUCAUUAAUUUUCGAAUGGUAGGCUUUCCUUUGGGUUUAUUUUCUGUCUUUGGUAGUAAAUCAACCGAUAAAUCAGUAUUACUUUUUUUUAUAAAAAGGGCCCUAUGAACCAAAAAUUUUUGGUCACUAGUCAAGACUAGGUGGGG